This is a messenger RNA of Culex quinquefasciatus (southern house mosquito), 1438 nucleotides long. RefSeq names its product actin, indirect flight muscle. NCBI's taxonomy places the organism in Eukaryota, Metazoa, Arthropoda, Insecta, Diptera, Culicidae. The record is from RefSeq and is a predicted model, not a curated record. Bases 102 to 1232 code for a protein of 376 amino acids. Gene Ontology annotation, biological process: mitotic cytokinesis. The transcript is spliced from 3 exons.
GGUCAAUCACUCACUAAUCACGAUUCUUGACGCUCGCUGCCGCAGACUGUACUUGUUUUCUUCUCCUAAAAGGACCCCCGAGGACCUAAAGCAGCGCCAAGAUGUGUGAUGAUGAUGCUGGAGCACUGGUCAUUGAUAAUGGAUCCGGAAUGUGCAAGGCCGGUUUCGCUGGUGAUGAUGCGCCACGUGCCGUCUUCCCGUCCAUCGUUGGCCGUCCGCGCCACCAAGGUGUGAUGGUCGGUAUGGGUCAAAAGGAUGCCUACGUAGGUGAUGAAGCGCAAUCGAAAAGAGGUAUCCUGACCCUAAAGUAUCCGAUCGAGCACGGCAUCAUUACCAACUGGGACGACAUGGAGAAGAUCUGGCAUCACACCUUCUACAACGAGUUGCGAGUUGCCCCGGAGGAACAUCCAGUGCUGCUGACUGAGGCUCCUUUGAAUCCCAAGUCCAACCGUGAGAAGAUGACCCAGAUCAUGUUUGAGACGUUCGCUUCUCCGGCUGUGUACGUCGCCAUUCAGGCUGUCCUGUCCCUGUACGCUUCCGGUCGUACCACCGGUAUCGUUCUGGAUUCCGGAGAUGGUGUCUCCCACACCGUCCCGAUCUACGAAGGUUAUGCCCUUCCCCAUGCCAUCCUCCGUAUGGACUUGGCUGGUCGUGAUCUUACGGAUUACCUGAUGAAGAUCCUGACCGAGCGCGGUUACUCUUUCACCACCACCGCUGAGCGUGAAAUCGUUCGCGAUAUCAAGGAAAAGCUGUGCUACGUCGCCCUGGACUUUGAGCAGGAAAUGCAAGCUGCCCAAUCUUCGUCCUCUGCUGAGAAGUCCUAUGAACUUCCCGACGGUCAGGUCAUCACCAUCGGCAACGAACGUUUCCGUUGCCCAGAGGCCCUGUUCCAGCCGUCCUUCCUGGGCAUGGAAGCUACCGGUGUCCACGAGACUGUCUACAACUCGAUCAUGCGUUGCGACGUCGACAUCCGUAAGGAUCUGUACGCCAACAGCGUCUUGUCCGGUGGUACCACCAUGUACCCAGGUAUUGCCGAUCGUAUGCAGAAGGAAAUCACCUCCCUCGCUCCGUCCACGAUCAAGAUCAAGAUCAUCGCCCCGCCCGAGCGUAAGUACUCGGUCUGGAUCGGUGGCUCCAUCCUGGCCUCGCUGUCCACCUUCCAGACGAUGUGGAUCUCGAAGCAGGAGUACGACGAGGGUGGCCCAGGAAUCGUCCACCGCAAGUGCUUCUAAGCGCAUGCUUACUCUAAUCGAUGACAUUGCCAGUAACAACCGCAACAACAGCACAAGCAAAGUACAAACGACAGCAACUUUAGCAACAACAACAACUCAACUGCCAGCAACAACUAGCUUAGUUCGGGCUUAUUACAAGCAAGGGAGAAGGACUCGUGUGGACUCGUCCGGGGCCGGAGGAAAUCAUCACCAGCAACAACAACAAC